UCGGGGAUCCUUCAGGAGGUCAUCAUCACACAGACGAACUUUGAGGAUUUGUGGGUCCUGGUCCUGAGAUGGGCUUUGAGUCCGGAGAGGAGCGGGUUCUGCUUCAGCUGUAGUCCGGACUCUGCUGUCAGGAGCGGGGCCCCCUCAGACCCGCACAGACCCGGUCCCGCUGCCCCGGAUCCCGCAGAGAGGAGGUGAUGUUAGCGGUGGGUCAGAUGGAUCCCGGGUCCCGACAGAGCGCCUUCCUCCUCAGCAACCCCCCGUUAGCGGCUCUGCACAGCAUGACGGAGAUGAAGACCCCGCUCUACCCCUCCUACCCCCUCUCCUCCAGCGGCGGCCCCAACUCUUCCACCUCCCCGGCCACCACCUCCCCCAACCCGGGCGGCAUGGCGGUGUCCUCCCCGGGCAUCAAGAGCUCGUCCGGCCUGUCCUCGGGGCUCGGCUCCCCGCAGCAGUGCUCCUCUGCCACCCCGCACGGGAUUAACGACAUCCUCAACCGGCCCACCGCAGCCUCCGCGGCCGCCUCGGUGGCUGUGGCCGCCGCCGCCGCCUCCUCCUCCGCGGGGAUCCUCUCCGGUCUGCCCCGGUUCAGCAGCCUCAGCCCCCCGCCGCCCCCGGGACUCUACUUCAGCCCCGGGGCCGCCGCGGUGGCCGUGGCCCGGUACCCGAAGCCUCUUGCGGACCUGCCGGGCAGGACACCGAUCUUCUGGCCGGGGGUGAUGCAGAGUCCACAUUGGAGGGACGCCCGGUUUGCGUGUUCACCGCGUGAGUGUUUGCGGGUCAGAGGAGAGUGGAGCUGAUGUAGAAGCAGACCGACUCGAACCUGCAGCAUCAGGCCGCAGCAGUUUCAGUGUCUGAAAAUCCUUUAAAUAAAUAAAUCUCUUUUAUUUUUAACUCUGAUGUUCUUCCCGGUUUCAGACCAGAACUCGGUGCUGCUGGAUAAGGACGGGAAACGGAAACACACGCGGCCCACCUUCUCCGGUCAGCAGAUCUUCGCGCUUGAAAAAACCUUCGAACAGACCAAGUACCUGGCGGGACCAGAGCGCGCGCGCCUGGCCUACAGUCUGGGGAUGACAGAGAGUCAGGUGAAGGUAAUCCUGACAGAGAUGAAAUUAUAAUCUAUUCACAUUUAAUCCACGUGAAAUAAAAACGGAGAGAAAAAAAGAGUUUAAAAUCCAAAAAGUGAUUUUUCAUUUACUUUAAUAUUUAUUAUAUACAUUUAUUUUUGUCAGUAAAUUUAUGGAGAAACCUAAAUUUCAAUGAAAUCUCUCAGACCUGAUUUAAUGAACUCUCCGGUUUAAUGGUUUUAAUUUAUGCGUAAAUGUUUUCCAGGUUACCAAAUGUUUCUCCGGCUUCAUUUUGAUUCUUUUGUUCUGUUCACAUUUCUCAUUCUCUGAUUUUAUAUAAAUAAAAAAUAAAAGUGUUUGAGGUUCUUCAGGCUGCAUAGAUUUCAGAGCAGGUUCCUUUUUUAUUAUUUUUAGAUUUACGCAGAUUUCUUGUUUUUUACGCACAAACUCGAGGGUCCAAACUGGAACGUACAGCUCACCAUUCACUCUUAGAAAAACAGAAAAUCCUUUCUUAAUUUAUUUUCAUGUUUUCUGUCGUGUUUAAUUCAGUUAAAUAUCAGUUUUCUCUCUACUGUCUCUUUUUCCACGUAAUUUUGAACAUUUCUCGUUUUUUUUGUUUUGUUUUUACGCACAAACUCUUGUCAACUUCCCAGAGUCCAAACUGGAACCUGCAGCUCAUUAUUCACUCUUACAAAAACAAAACAUCUUUUUUGAAUUUAUUGUCAUGAUUUCUGUCUUGUGUAAUUCCCUUUAAUAUCAGUUUUCUUUUGCUGCAGCUGUACUUUCUCUUUUGCGAUUUUGAACAUUUCUCGUUUUUUUUUGUUUUUACGCACAAACUCUUGGCAUCUUCCCAGAGUCCAAACUGGAACCUGCAGCUCAUUAUUCACUCUAAAAUCAUUUUAUUAAUAUAUUGUCAUAUACUGUUAUGUAUGUAAUUCGUUUAUAUUUCAGUUAUUUUUCUUUGCUCUAGCUCUCAUUUGAUUUUGAACAUUUCUCUUUUUUGUUUUUACGCACAAACUAUCCCAGAACCUCCCAGAGUGAAAAAACCUCAAAACCGUUUCACACCUGACCCGGGUCUUUGUCUUUGUGCAGGUGUGGUUCCAGAACCGGAGGACGAAGUGGCGGAAGAAGCACGCGGCGGAGAUGGCCACGGCUAAGAAGAAGCAGGACUCGGAGACGGAGAGACUGAAGGGGACCUCGGACCUGGAGGACGAGGACGACGACUACAACAAACCUCUGGACCCGAACUCUGACGACGAGAAGAUCACACAGCUGCUGAAGAAACACAAACCGGCCCCGGGUCCAGGUCCGGGUCCGGGUCUGUUGCUGCACGGCUCGGAGAACGACAGCUCCUAAGGACACUUCCGAGGACACUUCCGAGGACACUUAUAGGAGUUUUCUUUUCUGUUUCUGUGCCGGAGCUUCAGGCCGGACUCACGGGGAGGGAGCUCAGUGGACCCUCAGAGGCCCGGACAGAGCCGGACCAGGACGGACCGGAUUGUGGACUUGUAAAUAAAUCCGUGAGUUGUGAGACAGAAACUCUCUGUGAAUAAUUUAAGUGGUUUUUUUUUUUUUUUUUGUUUUUUUUUUUUUUUGUACAGACUCUGCUCCCAGAUCAGCUCCCUCUUUCUUUUCUAUCUGACUCCAUCCUCUCCUGCUUCCUCAGCGGGUCCGUGAAGGCCACACACACCUGAUUAGAGGGGGUCCGUGAAGGCAGCACGCGCACCUGUCCAGACAGCUGUGUUUUAAUCUCUCUGUUUCUCUGCAGCAGCUGUGUACCUGCAGGUGAAUGUAAUGCACUUUUUUAAAAUAAAAAUCAGAUGGUGGACUUUAUUUGACGGCACUAAUGUUAAUUCAUCAAUUAAUGAUGCGUCAUUAAUUUAUGACGCAGCUCAUUAAUCAAUUAAAGACGGACCAUUUAUCAGCCCCAUUAAUAUUCACCAAUUAACCUGCCGCUCAGAUCCAUAGCACUUGAUCGGAUAAUUUUCAGUUUGAUUUUAAUUUUGUGUUUUUUUUUUUAAUCUAAACUGUUUGAUCUUUAAAGAUAAAUGUAAACUCUAAAAUCUGCUUAACUUAUUUAAUUAAAUGUCAGCUCUGAAGUUUAAAUGUGAGGCUGUAUUUUAAUUUAAUUUGAUUACAUUUUAUUUUUCUCUCAGACUGAAGGACAAACGCUUUAAAAUCAAACAUGAUCCGGAUUAUCCCGAACGAAGACAUCCGAUAAAGACCGAACAAAAACGAAUCAAAGUCCGGAUUUCCCUCUAGAAUUAUGAUCAUUUUUAUUUUUAUUUUUUGUGGUGGCUCUGGGUGGACUGUCGUCGGGCUGAGGGGGCUGCAGACAGCUGUGUGUCCGCCCUGUGAGCGCCUCUGCUCGGUGUCCUCCUCUCGGUGUGAGCGCUGAUCACCGGCGGAGAAAGACGAAGAAAAACGACUCGUGACGAGGCUCGUUUAAUAACCUGUGACCUCAAACUAGUUCAUCUAAAGUUAUUCUUAUUUAUUCUGUUAUAUACUUUUCUCUUUUUUUUAGUCUUUAAUGAGAAACCUGCAGAAAAACAAACAAACAUUUAAACAGAAGAUUCACUUUAACAGGCUGAAACACCAAAUAUAUCUCUGAAAAAUCAACAUGUAAAUACCAGAACACUCAUAAACAUGUUAACCAGUAUCAUGUCACAGGGACUAAUGGUUUUGGCUGAUUUGCAGUCUGAAUAUUUGGC
Xyrichtys novacula (pearly razorfish) is the source of this 3778-nucleotide messenger RNA. The record is from the annotation of a GenBank genome assembly. NCBI's taxonomy places the organism in Eukaryota, Metazoa, Chordata, Actinopteri, Labriformes, Labridae.